Molecule: messenger RNA, 1034 nt
Organism: Leucoraja erinaceus (little skate)
Lineage: Eukaryota; Metazoa; Chordata; Chondrichthyes; Rajiformes; Rajidae
Product: cytochrome P450 2D27-like
Exons: 6
Coding region: 165-1013 (282 amino acids)
Biological process (GO): xenobiotic metabolic process; arachidonate metabolic process
Cellular component (GO): cytoplasm; intracellular membrane-bounded organelle
Molecular function (GO): oxidoreductase activity, acting on paired donors, with incorporation or reduction of molecular oxygen, reduced flavin or flavoprotein as one donor, and incorporation of one atom of oxygen; iron ion binding; heme binding
Source: RefSeq, a predicted model, not a curated record
CAUAUCUGCUCUAACACCCACAACAGCUGGACGUCUGGACGUCAAUGUGCAAUGUCUGCGUCAGAAAGAAGGGGUCAGUGGGGGCGCCUCCCAGUGAAGUUUCCUGGCAUCCACUCGCCUCUCUCCGCUCACAGUGAGUUUGCCGCUCGUUAUCUCCGGUGAACAUGGAGUUCUCGGCUCUCCCCGGGGUCGUGCUCGGGGUGUUUGGCGGGUUCCCGGCGCUGGCCGUGUUCUGCACCGUCUUUGCCCUGGCCUUUGACUUGAUGAAGAGGUGGAAGAAGUGUGGCAACUACCCUCCCGGGCCCCGGGCUCUGCCUUUCCUCGGCAACCUUCUGCAAGUGGAUCUGCGCAACCCGCACCUGUCAUUCGCAAAGGUAAACACAUCGAGUGGUAUAUUGUCAUUAUACCGAGCAUCCAGCUUGCUGAACACCUUGGAACCGGCCAGUGCUGGUGUGAUCUCUUCAAGGCCUCAUGCUUUCUCCCAUCUCCUCCACUUUAAACUGCGGCAGAAGUACGGCGAUGUGAUGAGCUUGGACUAUGGGUGGACAUACGUGGUGGUGUUGAGCGGCUACAAGGCCCUGAAAGAGGCGCUGGUGAAGAAAUCAGAAGAUUUUGCGGGUCGACCAGAUCUCCCAAUAUUCAGUACGCUUUCAGCAGAUUGGAGAAGUUCCCACAUCGACAGAGUCAUUGGGAACGGGAGGAAGCCAAAGUUGGAAGACCGUGAGGAAAUGCCAUUCACUAACGCAGUUAUCCACGAAACCCAACGCUUAGGAAAUAUUCUUCCAAUUUCACUGCCUCAUGAAACAUACAGAGACACCGAGGUCAUGGGUUAUGCCAUUCCUAAGGGAACAACAAUCUUUCCAAACAUUACCUCAGUCAUGUAUGAUGAAGACAUUUGGUUGACUCCAUGUGAGUUUAAUCCGGGACACUUCCUGAAUUCAGGCGGGAUGUUCGUGAAGCCGGAAGCUUUCAUUCCAUUCUCUGCAGGUAAUGUGGGAUUUAUGGAUUGUUAAAUGUAUUGAUAGAGAUUAUUA